AUGUUUCAAUUCAGUCUUAUUGGGAGAUUAAAUUUCAAAGGGCUAAAUAUUAAUGAAGUUCAGAAAGUUUUGGAAGAACAAUGGAAACUUGGUGAUAGGAGGUGUAAGUUGGUACCAAUGACAAAAGGUUUUUUCAUCAUUAAGUUAACUUCAGCUGAAGACAAUGAAAGGGUUUGGCAUGGUGCUACAUGGGUAGUGCAUAAUCAACAACUUAGGGUUUACAAUUUUUACCCCAAUUUUGAUCCGGAGAGGCAAAAUACUUCUCGUGCUGCUGUUUGGGUAAGCUUCCCUGGCUUAUACAUCGAAUUAUGGACGAAGAGAAUUCUGUUAUCCAUUGCUAAAAUCCUUGGUAGGCCAAUUGCUAUUGAUCAGAAAACUUUGGAUCAUGAUGUUGGUAACUAUGCUACUGUUCUAAUUGACAUUGAUUUUGCUAAAGAAAUUCCUAAGAGAAUAUAUCUUAAAGCCAAUGGUAAGGAGUUCUGGCAAUAUGUGGAAGUUCAAGAUAUUGAGAAAGUUAAGUUUUGUUCUCAUUGUAAAUUUAUAGGGCAUAAAUUUGAGAACUUCCUAGCAGCACGUAAGAUUUUAGGGAGUUUAAUUAUGGAUGGUAAGCGGGUUUUGAAUGAUACUGCAGUUAAUCCAAAAACCAAAAAAGAAUGGAAACUUAAAAAACCAAAUUCUGACGUUGUUUCUUCCCAUGAUAAUCAUGCAGUUAACGUGAACAAGAGUGAUACGUUAGCUGGUGUUAUCUCUUCAGGGGUUGGGGUUUCUUCAAAUCAAGAGAAGGGUAAACAAGCUCCUAUUAUACCUUUUAUUUCAGAAUUUACUGAAGUUAGGAGUGAAAGUUCUAUUGGAAAAGGUGUUAUACAUUCUGCAGUAGACAAUGUUCAAGGAAAUAAGGUGAAGGAUGGUAAUGGUAAUGUGGUUAUUGAUCAAGAGUGUGCUGAUGAUAAACAGUUGGAGGAAGAUCUUAAUAGUUCUCUUAUUGAAUAUAGGGAAGCUCAGCUCAAAUUGAUUAGAUGUAAAAACGCUAUUGCAGCCAAAAAAGAUCUAGAUGUACGUAAUAAUUUUGUUCAUGAAGACCAUGCAGACCAAACUUAUUCCGGAAAAUCUCAGUCUGUGCAAACUAACUCUGAGGUCAGGUCCGUAUCUAAUGUUUGA
Papaver somniferum (opium poppy) is the source of this 1158-nucleotide messenger RNA. RefSeq lists its product as uncharacterized. The coding region runs from base 1 to 1158 and encodes 385 amino acids. The transcript has a single exon. NCBI's taxonomy places the organism in Eukaryota, Viridiplantae, Streptophyta, Magnoliopsida, Ranunculales, Papaveraceae. The record is from RefSeq and is a predicted model, not a curated record.